CAUCAAACCUAUCUUGGCCAUGGAACGCUUAGCAUGGCUUUGGUCCUGCGCCAGCCGUUCGCCUUGCGCCUCGGCGUGCGGUUUCGCCUUGUGGAACUCCGUGCUCCACUCGCCGCGGGCCCCGCGGGAUCCGCGCACCGCGGCGCCGCGGCGCUCGCCAGCUGCGGCCUCGGCGUGGGAUGUCGCCUGACUCGGCUGACGCGCCUGGCACGGCCACGGCGGCGGCAGGUGGCCACUCGUCGGGACCCCAUGGAGGCAGGUUUCCAGGCGGCGGCGAACCUGGCGGCGAACCUGGCGGCGAACCUGGCGGCCGACGCCCGGAAGACGGCCGAGGUGACGCUGGACCCAGCCACUGCGCGCUGCGCUGAGGAGCUUCAGGCGGCACUGGAAAAGCUGCCGCGCAGCCUGGCAAUGGCGGAGGACCUGACGCUGGCCCUGGGCGCCUUCUCCCGGAUGAAGAUCCUCCACAGGGGCUUGCUGGAUGCCCUCAAGGACUUGCCGCGGGAGCUGUGGCUCAAGUUGGGCCCUGGGACCUUCGUCCAGGCGGUGGCAGCCUAUGCGAGCUUUCAGCUGGAGGACGCUGAGUUCAACCAAGUCUUGGCAGAGUUGAUCGUCACACGUGGCCUGAAGCUGCGGGGCCCGGAGCUGGCGAGCCUGGGCUUCGCGGCUGCGUCGCUGGGCCUGGGGCGCUUCGAGGAAGUGGCGCCGAGCCUGGCGGAGGCCUACGGGGAGGUGGACCUCAGGUCUCUCAGCGCCUACGACCUGUCGCGGAGCUGCUGGUCCCUGGCGCGCCUCGCCGACACGACGAAUUCGGCGACAGCAGCAGCUUCUGCGAAGCGCCUGGGGCAGGCGGCGCUGGCGCAGGCGAAGCGAGGCAAACUCUUCGGCCUCAGCCUGUCGCAAGUGUUGUGGGCCUUGCACAGGUUUGGUCUGGAGGAGGAGGCUGAAAAGCUUUGGCAAGAGGCCCAAGGCCGCGCGGGCCGGGACGCCUUCGGCGAGAAGCUGCGCCAAAGCUCCGGCGACUCUGCGCGGCUGUUGCUGCGCAUGGCGGAGAACUGUGAAAGCCCUGGGCUGAAGGCGGCGGUGCUGAACGCCGCGGCGCUGAAAUCGGAGCCAAAGGCGGCGGAGGCGAUCUUGCGGCAGAUGGCGGAUCAGGAGCUCUGGACGCCGGUGACCUACCGCCUCGCGGAUCGGCUGAAGAGCCAGGUGCAAGGAGCGCCCCCGGCCCCGGGCUUGCGGGAGGCCGGACGGGGAUCUCACAAGUAUGUGCGGGCGCUCUACUCUGCUCUCUCCAGAGCGCAGCCGGGGGACGCCACCUCGGCCCUGAAGGCGCUGGAGCGCUUCUCCCAGAGCUCCCCAAGGGCCUGGCUGAAGUUCGGGGCAGCGGACGAGAAGGGCAAGGUCCUUGAGGAAGCUUGGCGAAGCGUGAAGGCGCCGAAGGCGACUGCCCUGGAGUUCGGCACCUUCCUGGGCUACUCCGCGGUGAAGUUGGCCCGGAGUUUGCCCAACUCCCGGGUGGUGACGCUGGAGAUGGAUCCGGAGGUGGCCUGCCUGGCCAUGAACUUCAUCGAGUUUGCCGGGCUCAGCCACGCGAUCGACGUGCGCAUUGGCCAGUGCGAAGACUUGGUGGACCAGCUUUCCGAGGAGCUGACACCGGGAUCUAUUGAUGUGGUGUACAUGGAUCACAACCAGAUGACCUACCACCACGACUUGGCGCAGCUUCAACAAAGCAGGCUGCUGGCGCCAGAGGUGCUGUUUGCGGCGACCCAGGGGCUGAAGCCGGGGGCGCCGCUGCUGCUGUGGCACCUCGCGCAGGCACAGAAGGCCGGCCUCUGGGCGGACGUGGAGUUCGUGUCCUGCCCCGACUGCGGGCUGAAGCUCAUGGAGGACUGGGUGGUCCUGGCACGGGGGGGCGCCACACGCAGCCUGAAGCGCUCCGGCGGCAUCGUUUCGCCGGCGCCCCGGGAGCUGCAACUGCUGGCGGCGGAGUGCAACCUGAUGCGGUGGCGCACAACCCGCGGCUUGGUGGACGAGACGCGGUGGAACCAGUUCGUGCAGUACGUUCGCCGCUCUGUGGAGCACUUCGGCCUCACCAGCACGCGCCACGCCUGGCCGGACGAGAAGAACCGGGUCGCGGCGCGGCGGCUGCAAUACACUCGCCUGGACUACUGAGCUGCAACCGGGGAUCUCGUGGCCGGCCCACCUCCGGGCGCAAACGGUCGUGGCCCUCCAAGCAGCAAGGACCUCGAACGGAGGGGCGGAGAUCACGGAGGACGCGGACAGAGCGGUGAGAUACGCGCAGAAAAGUGAGG
This is a messenger RNA of Effrenium voratum, 2312 nucleotides long. The record is from the annotation of a GenBank genome assembly. Lineage: Eukaryota; Dinophyceae; Suessiales; Symbiodiniaceae.